AUCACUAUCAUAUCAACAUUGCUGACAUUAAGAAUCUACCACCUAAAAAAUAGCUGUUCAGGUCUGCGGGUCAGCAGCGGUCGAGUAUUCGACGUGGACCGUCACUUUGUGCGACGGCGACGUCGUGCCACCGCGAUCGGCAAACGCCGCGCGGCCGGAGUACGAGGCGUCGCGCGCGACUGCGGCGUCGCAUGCCACCUGCGAUUGCGCUCCGACAACGUCGUCUACAUCGUCCACCUGCAAAGAUGGAGACAGUUGGCCGUACCGCUCAACAAAUCACUGCCGGUGGUGGAAAACGAAGACGUGGUGCCGCUCGUGCAGUACUUCGACAGCGAUUCGUCGGCGAAAGCACGACUAUCGCGUGCCGCCGGCGACUGUAUCUAUCGGGCACGAGUGGCGGACACCGAAGACACCAGUAUCGUCAACCUGUGCGAUAGCGACAACGGCCUGAUUAUGAAAUUUCUCAAAUCAGAAGUGUUUCCAGGCCAUUCACGGCAUCGCCCACAUCUCGUCCAUCGUUUCCAGUCACAGGACUUUUAUCCUCAUUUUGACGAUCUCGAUCUCGCCAACGACACAAUCUCGGACGACAACAGCACCAUUUCCUAUAUUAAUGCUCAGUGGGAAGACCUUCACGAGCGCCAACCUCGAUCUCGAAGAUCUGCCAACUCAUGGGACCACUAUGUUGAGGUCCUUGUUGUGGCGGAUUCGAAAAUGCACGAAUACCAUGGAUAUAAUCUCGAAGCUUACAUUCUAACUCUGUUCUCAACUGUAGCGUCAAUAUAUCGACAUCAGUCAUUACGAGCAUCAAUCAACGUGGUCGUUGUAAAAAUCAUCAUUCUUAAACACGAAAACGCUGGUCCACAUGUUACAUCAAAUGCCCAAGACACACUGCAACAGUUCUGUCGUUGGCAACAGCUCUACAACGAUCGCGACGACGACAGCCCAAAUCAUCAUGACGUAGCCAUUCUUUUGACCAGAGGCGACAUCUGCAGAGCUCCCGGAAAAUGCGACACAUUGGGGUUAGCCGAAUUGGGUACGAUGUGUGAUGCUGGUAAAAGCUGUGCUAUCAUCGAAGAUAACGGAUUGAGUGCUGCAUUUACCAUUGCACAUGAACUCGGGCAUAUCUUUAACAUUCCACAUGAUGAUGAACGUAAAUGUGCUCAGUACAUGCAACUGGUCAAACAUAACUUUCACAUCAUGGCUCCAACUCUCGAAUACAACACUCAUCCAUGGAGUUGGAGCACCUGCUCGAGUGCGAUGCUUGAACGAUUCCUUGACAACCACCGUGGUCAAAUUCAAUGCCUCUUCGACCAGCCGAUUCAGAGAAAGUACUAUGAACAGCUUUUCGAAGAUGAUGCUCCUGGACGAAAGUACGACGUCAGUCAACAAUGCAAAUUCGUCUUUGGACCACAGUCAGAACUCUGUCCUUAUAUGCCAACUUGUCGACGUCUAUGGUGUGCAACAUACUACGGCAGUCAGAUGGGUUGUCGAACACAACACAUGCCAUGGGCAGACGGUACUCCUUGCGACAAGACGGGUCGUAUGCAAUGCCACCGUGGAGAAUGCGUGUCUAUUGGAGCCGAACAUCGGGCCAAAGUCGAUGGUGGAUGGGGCGAAUGGAGAUCGUGGGAGACAUGCAGCCGAACUUGUGGCGGUGGAGUCCAGAGAGCGCUUCGCGAUUGCGAUAGCCCCAAGCCUGCAAACGGAGGAAAGUACUGUGUUGGUCAACGGGAACGUUACCGAUCAUGUAAUGUGGCUGAUUGCCCAUGGGAUACACCAGGAUUCCGCGAAGUUCAAUGUGCCGAAUUCAACAACAAGGUAAACAGAAAUUCAUCAGGACGAACUCACAGCAGAACUAUUCAGGUUGCUGACGGCACUCCUUGUGACAGAAAUGGCGAUGAUAUCUGCGUUGACGGUACUUGCAUGAAGGCUGGUUGUGAUCAUCGCCUGCACUCGACGAUGACCCGCGACAAGUGCGGUAUAUGUGGCGGUGACGGUACGACAUGCAGAACUGUGAAAGGCACCUACAAUGAAAGAGGAUCGUUUGGAUACAAUGCGGUAAUGAAGAUCCCGGCCGGUUCAGCAAACAUUGACAUACGACAGCAUGGCUACAACAACCAGAAAGACGACGAUAACUAUCUUUCACUUCGUGCUGCAAAUGGCGAGUUUCUGUUGAAUGGUCACUACCAAGUAAGCGUAUUCCGUCAACAAAUUCCAAUCCAAGACGUCAUUCUCGAAUAUUCUGGAAGUGACAACGUCGUCGAAAGAAUCAAUGGUACCGGCCCCAUCAGAAUUGACAUCUACGUUCAUGUACUUUCUGUGGGAAACCUGCUUCCACCAGACAUCAGCUAUGAGUACAUGACUGCCUUUGUCGUGAUCAGGGAGAAGUUCAUUUCAGAAAAUCCAUUAAUGAACAAUUACCAGUGGAGAGCCGGGGAACAGUGGAGUACCUGUGAUAGAGUAUGUCAAGGUACCCAGACUCAGGAAGUUCUAUGUGUCGAUUUGACGACAAAUCGUCCAACACACGAGAGCAUGUGUACAGCUCGACGGCCUCAGACCAACACUCGAAUGUGCAAUAUCGACUGUUUCACAAAAUGGAUCACCGAAGAUGUUUCGCAUUGUUCCGCACAAUGUGGAUCGGGUGAAAAGAAGCAACGUGUCUAUUGCACGAAAAUCGAAGGCGGUCGUCAAACAAUCACUCGAGAUGAAGACUGUGAUCGAUCUAGCCGUCCAUCAGAAAGGGUCACCUGUUUCAUAGACUGUUCAGGACGGCGAUGGAGCUACAGCGAGUGGACGACGUGCUCACAAUCAUGUGGUUCUACUGGCGUAUCCCGUCGAACUGUGGUCUGCAUAGAUGAUCAUAACCGUGUCGUACCAGAUCAUCUCUGUAUGGGAGAGGCUAAGGAAGUCGCCGAAAAGGAAUGCAAUCGUUUCCCAUGCCCGAGAUGGGUAUAUGGACAUUGGUCCGAGUGCUCUCGUUCAUGCGAUGGUGGUGUACGAAUGCGCCACGCUCAAUGUUUGGAUGCAGCUGACAAAGAAGUACACUACUCGCACUGUGGACCUAAGCACGACCGAGAAUCAUGCAACGAGCAAAUGUGCACGGCAUGGUCGUUCGGUCAGUGGUCGACAUGUUCGGUGACUUGCGGUGACGGAAUCCAGACCAGAGAAGCGAUCUGUGUCGAUCGGGAUGGAAGACCUCUGGAUUCUGCCAGGUGUAACUAUCGUGAGCGUAUCGUGCAGAAACCGUGCUCUCGUCCAGCUUGUCCCUCGUGGAAAGUCGGUGAAUGGACNCAGUGCAGUGUUUCAUGCCAAGAUGGCUGGUCCACUCGACGUGUCUCUUGCGUGGAUUCUCGAGGCGAAGACGUCAGAGCGGAGCUGUGCCUCGCUGGGGAUAAGGAACAACCAGCCUCCCAUCGGCAGUGCAACCUAGGACCGUGUCCAUUCUGGAGGACCAACGAUUGGAGUGCGGUUGUGCUCUGUGACCUGCGGAUCGGGAUGAGCCCUAGUCAAGCUCUAUGGGUAGCACAAUAUUAUAUAUCCGCAUGGGGACCAUGUUCUGUGACCUGCGGUAAUGGUACACAAACUCGUCGUGCUCAUUGUGCUUCAGGUCCGAAAAAGGAACCGGUCAAGGACUUUUUGUGCGAUAAGGCUUCUCGACCACGUGAAAGAAGAACUUGUGAGCGAGAUCCAUGUGAGACUCGAGUUUCGGACCUUCUAACUCAGCCAGCCGAUGUCCCUCCGAUCAGAUGGGCUACAGGACCGUGGUCAGAAUGCUCAACGACGUGCGGAAAUGGAACACAACGAAGACUGGUUAAAUGUCGAAAUCAUCAACGAGAUUUACCAGAUGAGUACUGUCGAGACCUGGAAAAAGCGGAAGACAAGCGGCCAUGUCGCAUCAAAGUUUGUGCCUUUUGGCAGACUGGACCGUGGAUGCCAUGCCCAGCCACAUGUGGAGCUCAUGUGCAGCAGUCAAGGAGCGUGAUGUGUGUGGCAACGGAAUCUGGUGACAUGGCCUCUGAGACCGACUGCAACGUCGCCGAACGUCCACCAUCGAUGCGAUCGUGCAAAUUGGCUACAUGCCCGAGAGGAGAGCCACCACUAGGUCGAUGGAUCACUGGGGAGUGGACUAAGUGCUCGGUGUCAUGUGGUGGUGGAUGGAGACGGCGUGCAGUGUCAUGCGAUGGCCUCAUCUGCGACGAUACGAAGAAGCCUCGAAUGUUUGACCAAUGCAAUCCGAUGACAUGUCCACCGAAAAGCAACAAUACAUGGCAAAUAUCUCCAUGGACCCAUUGCUCAGUAACGUGUGGUGGUGGAAUACAAAGACGUCGUGUAUGGUGCGAGGAUGCGAUGAGCGCGAGAGCGCAAGACGAAAGCGAAUGCCGCGACGCAAAGCCAACAACGCAACGCGACUGCGAGCUGUCACCAUGCCCGACAUCGCAGAAGUCUCCCCUUCAUGAUGCAUCUUCCUCAUCGUUAUCAUCGUCGAUUCUAUCCGCAGCGAAUUUACCAUUAAAUGUGUCGCUCUCCCCCUGCUCCUUGCCCUUACAGUGCUCCGCGAAAUGUGGUCGCGGAGUGCGACGACGAGUUGUCGCCUGUAUCGAUUUGGCGACAAACGCGACUGUAGCAAGUUCACGCUGUGAAGCUGCGUCGCGACCGGUCGACGAACAUAAAUGUCGAGUGAUGCACUGCCCAAGAUGGAGAGGAACGCCCUGGUCUGCGUGUUCGGCCACCUGUGGUCAAGGAGUUCGUCACAGAGAAGUGUAUUGUCAACGUGGUCGUCGAAUGCGAGCCCCAGACUCCGUGUGCGACUCCUUACGCAGACCGGCCACCACAUCUAAUUGUUAUCUGACGGCUUGUCCAGCCUAUCACUGGACCACUACGCCGUGGUCUAAGUGCGUGGAUUCGUGCGCGAGGGGUGAACAACAUCGGCGUGUGUACUGCGUGAAUAACGCAGGAAGACGUGCCGCCCCACGUAUGUGCGAUGCGGCCCAUGCUCCACCUAGUAAGAGACAGUGUGAUAUUUCAAAGUGCCCUUAUGAGUGGGUACCCGGACCGUGGAAUACUACUUAUCGAAUGACUGGUAAAGUAAUGAAAAUUUUCACUUUCAUCCUAUUGACUGAUACUCUACAUUGUAUGAAUUCGUUGCCUUUGCAGGAGAAAUGUGAUGCUCUUCCAAUGCCUGUUGAAUCUCAAGAGUGCAAUUUGAACACAUGCGAAUCCGAAUUUCAAUGGCAGAUUGGCCCUUGGGGACCGUGCUCGCAAACAUGUGGACAGGGUGUUCGAAGACGUAAAGUGCGCUGCUACAAUCGUAUGGGAGUGUUGGUGGCUCGUGGUAAUUGUGAGAAGAAUUCACCUCGUCCACGUCGAACACAAACGUGCUUCCAAAGGAAUUGUCUGCCAGCCACCUGCCAAGAGAUCCGUGCACAGAAUAUCGUCACCCAUUCUGUUGAUGGAAACUACACGGUAUUGUUGGAUGGAUUCCCCGUCGUCGUCUACUGUCACCGAAUGAACGAAACGAUUCCGAAGUCCUAUAUCAAUCUAAAUCCUCAGACUAAUUUCGCCGAAGUGUAUGGGAAACGUUUGAUCUACCCUCAUACUUGUCCAUUCAAUGGCGAAAGGAAUGAUUCGUGCCAAUGUACCGACGAUGGCGAUGCAAAUGCGGGUUUGACCCAUUUCAGAAAAGUUCGUGUCGAUCUGCUCAAUCGCAAAUUCAAUAUCAACGACAUGGUCUUUGCUGACACGUUGCAUGGCUCGUUCGUUCCGUACGGUACUGCGGGUGACUGCUACAGCAUGAAGGACUGUCCCCAGGGCCGAUUCUCUGUGGAUCUCCGUGGUACGGGGUUGAGAAUCGUUGACGAUCUGCAAUGGGAAGACAAAGGACAUCGCACUACAUCGAGAAUUGACAGAUCAUCGAAUAAUGCUGUGAUUGAUGGUCGAUGUGGCGGUUACUGUGGCAAGUGCGCUCCGGAUAAAUAUAAAGGACUUGUGUUUAGCAUUGAUCCGAAGCAAAUACCUGGCACAGAAUAG
Molecule: messenger RNA, 6027 nt
Organism: Haemonchus placei
Lineage: Eukaryota; Metazoa; Nematoda; Chromadorea; Rhabditida; Trichostrongylidae
Source: the annotation of a GenBank genome assembly